This is a messenger RNA of Penicillium odoratum, 756 nucleotides long. RefSeq lists its product as uncharacterized. NCBI's taxonomy places the organism in Eukaryota, Fungi, Ascomycota, Eurotiomycetes, Eurotiales, Aspergillaceae. The coding region runs from base 1 to 756 and encodes 251 amino acids. The transcript has 2 exons. The record is from RefSeq and is a predicted model, not a curated record.
AUGUACAUUCUACCUUGGCUUCUCUCCUUGGUGGCCGUGUCUAAUGCUGCUCCAACGAGUUUCUUCGAUGAUGCCUAUGACUUUUCUGAAGAGCUCUUGGGAUACUAUGGCAAAGUCAGUCAGAAAAUCAACCAAAUAAGGCACACCUCCGAGUCUUCUGUGACAUGCGAUACAUCCAAAAUCUCGCUUCCAUCUUAUGCAUCCGGCCUCCCAAGCCCGACUGGUCUGACGCCCAUGUAUGUGGCUCUUGGACGAGGCACUCAGAACUAUACCUGUGCAGAUUCAACCUCGAGCUCUACCCCUACAGCCAUUGGUGCGGUCGCAAACCUUUACAACGCCACCUGUCUUGCUGCCAACUACCCAGAGGUUUUGGCAAUGCUCCCCAAUGUUGUAUACACCAUCGCGCUCCCCACUAAUGAAUAUGCAACAUUCCCGCCCGCCAACCUUGACUUAAUGGGCCAUCACUUUUUCUACGAUUCUACCACGCCUGAAUUCAACCUCGAUACCACCGAAGCAAAGCAAUAUGGCAUUGCGAUGACAAAUAAGGUUGAUUCCCUCGCAGCACCUUCGAGUGCCACCACAGGCAAAUAUGGUGCUGUCGCCUGGCUCUACCUGAAGACUGUAUCUGGCACCGUCGGCAAUUACAAGGCCGUCUACCGAGUCGAUACUGCUUCAGGAUCCCCACCAACCACCUGCAAGGGGAUGGCAUCGUCGUUUGAAAUCCAAUAUGCCGCCACUUAUUACUUCUUUGGCUAG